AUGACGACCGAGAUCAAGGAGCGCGUCUCGCACGACCUUGCGGCUCUCCCCGUCCACACGAAUGAGGCGCUCACGAACGUUCUCGAGGGCCGCUAUGACAACCACGAGGUCUACACCAAUUGUGGUAUCCUGACGCUCGCCGUCAACCCCUUCGCUAAUGUCCCCGGACUCUGUGAGCUAUGCGAUGUUGUUGAGCUGACAGUUACAGACGAGCCCGACGUGCGACGAUCAUUCUACGGCGUGCCAUCACACUCGCAACGACCACACGUAUAUGCUGUUGCCGAAAACGCCUACCAAGCGUUGUUCAACGGAGACAAGCGUAACCAGACUGUCGUCAUUACUGGAGAGAGUGGUUCCGGAAAGACGAUCUCAUGUAAUCACUCGAUCGAGUAUCUCGCUGCACGCGGGUCGAGUGGAGGCGACCUCGCUGACAAGCUCGUGAGCGCCAGUACGGUACUUGAAGCGUUCGGAAACGCCCCGACAGUGCACAACGCGAACUCGAGUCGUUACGCCAAAGUCGUGAACGGAGCCUUGACGGGAGCAUCCGUGUCUACCUUCCUGCUCGAACGGGGUCGCGUUAUCGACGACCGACCAUUCCACAUUGUGACGCUGUUGCGGAAACUGCGUGAGACGGGCGAGAAACCGGAAGCCUUCACGAAGAUCUGCACGGCGCUGUCGGAGCUGGGACUGGACGAGGAGAAGCAGGAACGUAUCUGGUCGGUGCUUGAGGGCAUUGACCAUUUGAUCGCGGGAAACGAUGCGCCGGCAGCCGAGUGCUUCGGGCUCGAUCCGCAACAGUUCCACGACGCUCUUACGGUGCGGACUGUGAAGGCCGGAAACGUCGACACGGUCAACAAGCCGAGAAUAGGCGCCGAGCUCAAGGCGGCCCAGGAGGGUCUCGUGCGAGCACUGUACGCAUGGCUGUUCGAGUGGCUCGUCGCCGAGGUCAACCAUGCCCUCGGAGCUGCUGACUCGGAGGGGCCGUGUAUCUCCCUGAUCGAUAUCUUCGGUUUCGAGAGCUUCGAGCGGAAUACCUUGGCCCAGUUCUUGAUCAACUGGGCGAACGAGCAGCUGCAACGGCAACUCUCGAAGGAUGUGCUGGAGCGCCAGGCCGAGGUGUACAUGGACGAGGGAAUCGAGAUGGAGAAGCCGACACCACAGCCAUCAUGUCUCGAGCUCAUUGCCAACAAACCGGGCCGCAAGACGCAGACCGGCAUCGCCUGUCUGCUGGACGACGAGACGCGGCGACUCGGUCUCGGUCUCGGCGGUACGGACGAGACGUUCGCAGGCAACAUCAACCUCGAGUGCCACAAGCUCCACGGCUACGUCCGGAGUCCGUACACGAAGCCGAACGAGUUUGUCGUCGCCCACUACGCCCGCCAGGUUAAGUACGACACGCGCGGCUUUCUUGCCGCGAACUCGGAGCGUGUAGACGACAAGCUCUUGAACUGCCUCACAUCGGGUGGUGAGUUCAUGCAGACACUCGUCCUCCCGCGCACUGCUGGCCGCAACUCUUUCGCCAGUGUAGUCACAUCAUUCCGCAAGUCGCUUGACGAGCUUAACAACCUCCUCACAAACACUCGCGUCCACUACAUUCACUGCAUCAAGCCGAACAACGAGGCUAAGGCCUGGGUCUUCCGCCGAGACCUCGUCUCCGUCCAGGUCGGCGCUGCGGGCAUCACGCAGAUUGCGCGAUUUGCGCGAGAGUGCGGUCCGUACCGCGUCCCGCAUGCGGAGAUGGCGCCGUAUUACCUCGUCCUUGACACGCCGCCGAAUGACAUGCAGGAGGUCGUCAAGGCGCUCUCAGACAUUGCAGGUGACCCGAAGGGAGUGCAGGUCGGCCGAUCGUUCGUUUUCUUCAAUGCCGCUGCGCUGUCGAAAAUCGACGCGGCGCUGGAGCGCAAAGUCGAGGUUCUGACCCGGCUGCAAUCUGCUGCGAGGCGAUUCACGACACAGCGCAGCUUCAUCGAGCGAAGAGACGCUAUGCGCCGGAAGAAGGAGGAGGAGCGGAGGGCUGCAGAGGCGCUGCGCAAGCAGUUGGAGGCUGCUGCUGCCAAAGAGCGAGCCGAAGCCGAAGCUGCCCGAGCUGCGAAGCGGGAAGAGCGAGAAAGGUCAUUAUCGAUGGGCAAGGAGAAGGAGGUACCGAACGGAAAUGGCGAUGCCGGACCGCUGUCUGCGGACACGACGCAUACGACCGUCAACACCGACACGACCGCCGCCACCGAGACGCCUGGAUCGCCCGUCUCGUGGACCUCGUCCAUUACGGAGGAGGAGAGCGUCGACGACCUCUUCCACACGCCGCCAGUGCCGACGCGAGAACAGCUCGUCACCGCGCCCGUUGCCAAGCCGGACUUUGUUUCUCUGCUGGUGCGCGAGAUCAUCAACAGCGCCGGGGACUACGAGACAACUGCCACCGCUGGCUCGCUUCUCGCACGUAUUGUCUCCUGGCACCGAGAGCGGGAGAUGGCCGCCGUGCCGGACAAGAUUACAACGGAGCUCACAUCUGGUCUGCGCGCGCUCACGGAACGAAACUCGAUCCCGAAGAUCUGGUGCGCGCUCUCGCUGUCCCAGGCUGUGCUCGAGUCGGGCUACUCGGCGCCGCUGGAAGCCCUGCAGGCGCAGCUGUUCGACCAUCUCAUGAAGUGCAUCUACGGCCCGGCGGAGAAGACGACAACGGCGCUCCUGGGCUCGCACGACGGGCAGCACUCGAACCACUUCAUGGAGUCGGUCAUGCACUCGCUUACCGCGUUCCCUAAGCAGAUUCGUAAGGGGACUGCUUAUGCGAUGUUCACCCGCGAAUACCAGCUCUUGGUGCAGGCAGUCUUGACCGGGAUCGGCAACGAGACUGCCGCGCGCGCCUUGAGAUUCCUUGAUUCAGAAAAGAGUGAAUUGAAUGUGUGGCGUAUGGAACUGACAACAGACAUGCGCGAGUAUGCGGGCAUGCUGAACAUGCCGCUGGAGCGGGUGCUGCUGUCGAUGCUGCAAACCGUCUCGGAGGGAGGACUCGGAUCGCUGCGUAGCAAGCAGACGAUUCGGCACCCGACCAAGGCGACGAACGCAGCCCUCGCUGCGGCCGGCUUCCAGCCCGUCGACAUCCGAUCAGACCUGCAGUCCACUCUGCGCACUGCCAACGACCAGUGCACGCUGCCCGAGCGGAUUCUCGACUCGCUCGUCACAGUGCGCAAGUUCCACGACUGGGAGGCGCAGGCGCUCUAA
Molecule: messenger RNA, 3216 nt
Organism: Trichosporon asahii var. asahii CBS 2479
Lineage: Eukaryota; Fungi; Basidiomycota; Tremellomycetes; Trichosporonales; Trichosporonaceae
Product: class VII unconventional myosin
Exons: 7
Coding region: 1-3216 (1071 amino acids)
Biological process (GO): actin filament organization; vesicle transport along actin filament
Cellular component (GO): actin cytoskeleton; cytoplasm; vesicle
Molecular function (GO): ATP binding; actin filament binding; microfilament motor activity
Source: RefSeq, a predicted model, not a curated record